Camellia sinensis is the source of this 812-nucleotide messenger RNA. The record is from RefSeq and is a predicted model, not a curated record. NCBI's taxonomy places the organism in Eukaryota, Viridiplantae, Streptophyta, Magnoliopsida, Ericales, Theaceae.
UAUUUUUUGAUGCCUAAAGUCCCUAAACAUAUAUCAGAGAAAUUCGACUCUUUGCCCCUGAACUAUCGAAGGUUGUUUGUGUGCCCAAACCAACAUAAACCUGAAGGCCGUUUGCUAUCAAAGCAUCGAACACGAAGAGAGAGAUUUUGAUUCACAAAUCCUAACCUAAAUUUUUUUUUUGGUUUUGUGAAGGAGGAGAGAGAAAGAGAGAUGGGUUCUGAAGGGAUGAGCGACAGCACCGACAGCAUGAGCUUCCAACCAUCAGAGACAAAGCUCUGCCCCAACGGGUGUGGCUUCUUCGGCGCAGUAGCGACGUUGAACUUGUGCUCCAAGUGCUACAGAGACUUCCGGAUCACAGAAGAGCAUGCCGCCUUGGCCAAGGUCGCCAUGGACAAGCUGGUUGAUGGGUUUCGUGUGGAGAUCCGUGCUGGGUCGUCGUCUUCGGCGGUUGAAACCGCCGUCGAAUCGUCGGCGGCGGCGAAGCAUAAAUUUCAGCCGAUACCCGCUGCUUGGUUGGAUUACUAGGCUUGUAUGUAAUAUUUGUUACACAAAUAAUUGCUUAUAUAACUGUAGCUUCAAGUCCAGACCCUGCUGCUAAUGUUUGUAAAAUCAAAUUCAGUGUAGCUUUGUAUAACAGUUUUUACAAAUGUGGUUUCUUUGAAGCACUGCCCACCCCAUGACUCUCUGAUUCGGGAGAAAUUCUAGAAUUUCUCUGGAAGAGGAGAACUGAAAUUUUCUGUAGUUUGAUAAAUUUUCUCUGAAUGGGUCAAAAAAUAAUUUUCUCUGGCAUGUUUAAUUAUCUCUGUGAUGUU